Molecule: messenger RNA, 2230 nt
Organism: Linepithema humile (Argentine ant)
Lineage: Eukaryota; Metazoa; Arthropoda; Insecta; Hymenoptera; Formicidae
Product: paired box protein Pax-1-like
Biological process (GO): regulation of transcription by RNA polymerase II; anatomical structure development
Molecular function (GO): DNA-binding transcription factor activity, RNA polymerase II-specific; RNA polymerase II cis-regulatory region sequence-specific DNA binding
Source: RefSeq, a predicted model, not a curated record
CAUAUGCGUGUGCGUAGAACGCCAUACAUUCAAAUGGCGGGGCUAUAAGAGGCGUAGAGGGAUUUCUUAUUUCUGCUCUGGUAAAUCUGUCGCUUCAGUCAGUGAGACAGCGAAGGGCGAGCUGCGCACCAUUGACCGUAUUCGUGCUUUUUUUUUCUCGUCUGCUCAGUUAUUGAUACCGCGAUUCGCUGUGCGCGCAAGCAAGACGGUGCGAUGUAAUAGUUUGCGAAUUUAUCUCGGCAUGUUCACGAUUAUUUAUUAUGUUAUGCAUCGUACAUCAUUGUUGUUGUGCUGUUUGCAUCCAUCGUCAAAGAUUUUCGCGAUUAAUCUUUUUUGAUUCAGUGUGCACUCCGUAAACUCUGUUAUACUAUUACUACAAAUUGUUUUUAAGUGCUUUUUUUUCUCAACUUUGCCAGAAAUGUGACAUUGUAGCAUUUGCAAUAAAUAUGUGAUUAUCGACACUCGUUCUAUGGAUAUAUUUUUCCAUGAAAUCACGACAUACAAUAAUAUGUUGAAUCAUUUUGCAGUUUAUGAAAUAUUUGCAAAAUAAAAAACUUGAAUAUUGGACGUCAAGAUUACAAUGAUGGUAGUUGGUCAUAUUAUAUCAAAAUCAAUUGUGUGUGACAUACAUAUUUUUCUUUAUUUUAAAACACGUAUCAAGCAAGUAUAAUAUUUAGACCUUCGCAAUUUUCUCUUGUUCGAAAUAUCAAGACAUUCUUGUCGUUUAUUCACUGUCAUUUAUAUACUUUACAUUACAUUAUUGGCAUUGGAUUAUCUCAAACAUCCAUUGUCUUUGUGCACAACAGAUUAAAAAAUAAAAAUGUAACAGCGAAUUAUCAAUGUGAAAUUAGUGUUGAAUGCAUUUGAAAAGCCACGCACAGUUACAGAGCUUACGCUUUGUACACAACCGACGGUUACUGGGCUACAAACUUUUCGAUGGAUCCGAUCAUGUUAGAAAAUAACAGCACCGAAAUUGGGACGCAACAGCAACAACCACAUCAGCAGCAGCAGCAACAACAGUACGGAGAAGUAAAUCAAUUAGGAGGUGUCUUCGUGAACGGUAGACCACUUCCCAAUGCUGUUAGAUUGAGAAUAGUCGAGCUCGCACAGUUGGGUAUCAGACCGUGCGAUAUCUCGCGACAAUUACGUGUUAGUCAUGGGUGCGUUAGUAAGAUACUAGCGCGCUAUCAUGAAACGGGUAGUAUUCUGCCAGGUGCAAUCGGUGGUAGUAAGCCACGUGUGACCACACCAAAAGUCGUGCAAUACAUUAAGCAACUAAAGUUAAAGGAUCCAGGGAUCUUUGCCUGGGAGAUCAGGGACCGGUUGCUCUCUGAUGGCGUUUGUGAUAAAUACAAUGUCCCAUCAGUAUCCAGUAUAUCGAGAAUAUUGAGAAAUAAAGUUGGCGCCACGACGGCUAUGCAUCAUCAUUCACAUCACUCAGCUCACCAUCAUCAUCAUCAUCAUCAUCUUUAUGCAGCUGCCGCAGCGGCUGGUGCAGCUCUUUGUCCGGUGCCGUAUCCACCGACGCCUUACCAUUCGACAGCACCGUCUUCUAUCCCCCAUCAUCAUCAUCAAGUUGGACCAUCGUCAGCGAGUAAACUGUCAUCAUCAUCGCCUCCAGCGAUUUAUAAUAGCAGCGGACACCACACGACGACGAGCAAUGCUUUGCAGUGGCCAAGUUCUCACACUGUACAUGACAUUCUGGCUAACAGCUGUAAUGUACAGAACUCCUCAUCGUCUUCUUCGCUAACUUCGCCACUAUGCUCCACAAUCAACAAUCAUCAUCAUCACAACCGUCAUAACGACAGUUCUGUUAAUAAUAACAACAACAGCAACAAUAAUAACAAUGACCAUAGGACAUCAAGCGGUUAUCCUCACCCACAUCGUUCUCAUCUGGCACACCAUCAUCAACAGUAUUAUGCUUCAACGUUGUAUCAUCAUCAUCACCAUCAUUCGGAUUCCGUAACGGCAGCCACCAUAUCAUCUACGCUCUCUGUACAGUCUAUUAUGUUGCAAUCUCCAGAAACGACAAGUCAGCCGGCCAGCCCUUGCAAUUAGAGGAAAUAACAACAAAUUGUUUUAUAAAUUUGGAUCGAUAGACAGGUAUCCAAAUGAUAAAUAAAUAUUGUUUGGGCAUGAAUAAACUUUUUAAAUAUAUUUUUACGCAUUAUAAUAAUAGAGUGUUACUAAUAAUGCAAUGAAAGCAAUCACAUUAUUGUAAUUUCUUAUA